AUGCCUCAUGCCCACCACCCCGGCUUGGUGAUGCGAAACCACAAUCGCCGGGAUGUCGUUCCUUCACAUAGACUGCCAUUUUUGGUCCCCACUACCACCUCCAUAGUCACCAAUGGCCCAACCCUCGUGGCAAGAUCCGAAGAAUCAUCGGAGGUGACCACUGGAGAGAAGCCCUCCAGCAAUCUGACUACAACAGUCUUGCCAAUCGUGCUCGGUGCGGGCAUUCCCAUUCUCUGUGCCAUUAUCCUUCUCAUUGUGCUUCACCGGAGACAUGUCAAGAAACUUCUGCGGGAAGAUGCAAUGGACAAACAUAAAUCGCUCGAUUUUGGAAUGGAUUCAGUUGGACCUGCAACCCGGAGAGGUGGGCCCCAUCAUGGUGGGAUGCCCCCGAUGUCAGAGCCCGCCCAUACCAAAGGAUUGUCUCUUGACGUCGGUCCUUAUCUGAUGCCUCCGGGUCUGAAAGGAUCCCCAGAUUCUCUGCAUUCCAUGUCAAUAGAUGAUGAUAAGUACCAUCCGGCCACUGCUUCCAUUCGGUCGUUCCCCCGGGGAAACCGGGAUGAUGCAUCGAGCUUCACUGGUUCUCGAUAUGAAGGUGCCGACGACGGCCAUUCCGGUCUUCUCAGCAAUGCACAGAGAAUGUCCCGAUCAGACCCGCCGUUGUAUACUUCCCCUACUGAAUCUCAUGGACGUAGUCCUGUGAACCACCACAAUGACUUCCUUGGACCGGUUCCCGGGUUGACCCAUCCACCUCCUGCCCAGCAACCUGGGAUGGCUCUUGGUAGCCCUUCUGCAACCAGGGUUCCCUCACCAGGUCCGCUACCUCAAAUUGAUUCCGGGCUACACUUCGGCCUGGAAAACGAUACAUACAGCAACACACAUACCAAUGCUCAUGAAGAGCGCCUCAACUUCCCGCUGCCUGAUGCCUCACAAUCCCGAAGCCCGCCGCAUGAUAAGGCUGCUGUAUCACAGCUUCCUCGUAUUUCCCUGCCAGCCAGCGAUAUUACUAGUAGUGACUAUGGCGAUGAUCGCAAGUCGCAGUCCAAUGUCCCCGCGAUCAAUGUCUAUGGCACAGCAGACCCACAGAAACAUAACGCUCCGAGCCACGAUAAUAAGCACCCAGAACUUCCAGAGGAACCUCAAAAUCUGGAUAAGCCAUAUGAUAACCACCGUGAUACCCGCCGGAUGACUCUCGGAUUGCGCCCAUUGCCCCCAGAGGACCCAGCCGACAACCCAGAGCAGCGUGCCAAUCGGAUUCGCUCCUUUUACAAAGAGUAUUUCGACGAGAGCAAGGGUGGUCAAGAACCCACAUAUUACGAAGACUUCGGACCCGAGUUCUACGAGAGUGGUGCUGGUGCUGGUGCAGGUGGUUUCAUCUACGACCCCACUACUGGAGAGUAUUACGAUAACUCUCCUGGUGCCGCUCCGUUCGCUGAGCCGGUUACUCGUCGUGCGAUGACACCGCCACCUCGCGCUCCUCCACGCUUCCAGGGAGCUGCCCGCCACAUGGCUACCAACUCUGCUGGCGCCAAUGGCCAUCCCGGACCGCGUGCUUUCUCGUCCGCCUCCGGCCAUAUGCCGGGUCCCCGGGCUCCCAAGAAACCCAUCCCUCCCCCAUCGCCGCUUCAUGUUCUUCCCACUCCUCACAUGUUGACGGACGACUCUCUUAUGACUGCCAUGGACUUCGCACCCGCCCUUGGAGCCAAGGAACGCGCUGCAGGUGGCCACGAGUCUCCUGGCGGUAUGCGACCGUACAGCCCUGCCGUGCGUGCGCACACCCCAUUGGUCUCCGCCUUCGAUGAGCUCUCCAUCAUGCCCAGCCCGCACGCGCUGCGCAAAUCCGGCACGUUUACGAACUUGGACUUUGUGCCUCCGCCGCGAUUCAAGAAUGAGGGUGGCCCCAACAGCGAUGCCGGCAGUAUCCGCAGUGCGCGGAGUGUCGUCUCUGCUGCCCACCAGAAUAAUAUCCGCAUGGGUAACUACCGCGUCAGCCGCUUGCCGGCCGAGGCGGUUGGUACCAAGGACGACAUGAUGUCCAGUCUGCGUCCGAAGUGGGAUAUGAACAACUCAUAA
Molecule: messenger RNA, 2070 nt
Organism: Penicillium paradoxum
Lineage: Eukaryota; Fungi; Ascomycota; Eurotiomycetes; Eurotiales; Aspergillaceae
Exons: 1
Coding region: 1-2070 (689 amino acids)
Source: RefSeq, a predicted model, not a curated record